Molecule: messenger RNA, 603 nt
Organism: Nycticebus coucang (slow loris)
Lineage: Eukaryota; Metazoa; Chordata; Mammalia; Primates; Lorisidae
Gene: CCDC195
Product: coiled-coil domain containing 195
Exons: 3
Coding region: 1-603 (200 amino acids)
Source: RefSeq, a predicted model, not a curated record
AUGGAAGCGCCUAACAUCCAGCUGCUGAUCCAGGACAUGCGGGCAGAGAUCACCAAACUGCAGAAGGAGAACCAAGCCCUCCGCACCAAACUGACUUCAAGCAGUCGGAGCCCCUCGGGCUCAGGGGGAGAAUCAGGAGAGGAAAGGGAAGAAGAGGCACCCGAACAUUCCCCAGCAACCGUUCCCGGAGCCGUUUCCACCGACUCAGCCCCAGGAGCUGCGCGGCCGCACCCAGGCAAUACCAUGAUUGUUAGACGCUAUUCCAUUUCCUCGUCAGCUCAUUCAUCUGCUGUGAGGGAUCCCUGGAAAGUGAGGAAAAGACAUCCAAAUAGCAGAAUUCUAGAAGCUCAGAGAACAUGUAAAUCACUGGCAUGUUCUUCCAUUAAGAAGCAAGACAAUGAAGAGAUGAUUGCAGCAGAUUCUGUUGUCAGCAACAAUGCCAGCCAAAGAGCUUCCCCUGAACGUGGUUUUGGUUGCAGGAACAAGAUAAAGGCAGUCAGUUUCCUGUUACCCAUGGACAUGUCUUCAUAUUCCAGAAAUUCAAGUUCCUUGAAAUACUCACCAAAUAACACCACAGACCAGCUAAGUAUUAUUGCAGAGUAG